GCGGCGGCGGCGGCCCGGGCUUCGGCUGUCGGGGAAGCUGCUGAGCUGUGAUGGUGAUGACGAGGUGAAAAUGGCGGAUCUUUCGAAAUACAAUCCCGGCCCCUGACAUACCAGAGGCGGCGGCCGUGGCGGCGUCGCCACCCGGGCUCCCUCCUCGGCCCACGGGAUCCCUGUAGCGCUCCAGUUCGGGCAGACUGGGGAAGGAAGAGGCUGGCCGGAGCUACCGUGCACAGGCAAAACAAGCACCGCCCGGGCUCGGAAUUGCCCGGGACCUUCUGGAGUCCCCACCUCGGAGCCGGAGGGAGGAGACAGCGGCAGCCGCCGGAGUGCCCGGUCAGCUUUCUAGCAGGAGAACGAUCAUGGAGGUGGUGCCAGCUGAGGUGAAUAGUUUGCUUCCAGAGGAGAUAAUGGACACUGGUAUAACUUUAGUGGAUGAUGAUGGUAUUGAGGCUGUUAUUGUUUCAUCCCCAAUUCCCAUGGAGACAGAACUGGAAGAAAUUGUCAACAUAAGUUCUACUGGUGACUCUACAGCCACGCCCAUUUCCACGGAACCAAUAACAGUGUACAGUAACCACACUAACCAAGUUGCAGUGAAUACCACAAUUACUAAAGCAGAUUGUAAUACCACAGUGAAACCAGCUUUUCCAAGUGGCCUUCAAAAACUUGGUGCUCAGACUCCUGUGACUAUAUCAGCCAAUCAGAUUAUUUUAAACAAAGUAUCACAGACAUCUGAUCUUAAACUUGGCAAUCAGACCCUUAAACCAGAUGGACAGAAGUUAAUUUUAACAACUUUGGGCAAGUCUGGUUCACCAAUUGUUUUAGCACUACCCCAUAGCCAACCCCAGGCUCAGAAAGUUACAACUCAGGCCCAGUCAGGAGAUGCUAAGUUACCACCGCAGCAAAUUAAAGUAGUUACCAUUGGAGGGAGGCCAGAGGUGAAACCUGUCAUUGGUGUCUCAGCAUUGACCCCAGGAAGUCAACUGAUUAAUACUACAACUCAGCCCUCUGUGUUACAGACCCAACAGUUAAAAACAGUACAGAUUGCGAAGAAGCCUCGAACACCAACCUCUGGUCCAGUAAUCACGAAGCUGAUCUUUGCAAAACCAAUUAAUAGUAAAGCAGUUACAGGACAGACAACUCAAGUAUCACCACCAGUCAUUGCAGGUAGGGUUCUUUCACAGUCUACUCCCGGGACUCCAUCAAAGACCAUAACAAUAUCUGAAAGUGGUGUUAUUGGAUCAACUUUAAAUUCUACAACACAGACACCAAAUAAAAUAGCCAUCUCACCUUUGAAAUCGCCAAAUAAGGCAGUGAAAUCAGCUGUGCAGACCAUCACUGUUGGAGGAGUGAGCACAUCACAGUUUAAGACAAUUAUUCCUCUGGCAACUGCUCCCAAUGUCCAGCAGAUUCAAGUGCCCGGAAGCAAGUUUCAUUAUGUCCGACUUGUUACUGCCACAACAGCCAGUAGCUCAACCCAGGCAGUUAGUCAGAAUCCCAGUACAAACACUCAGCCUCUUCAGCAAGCAAAGCCAGUGGUCGUUAAUACCACCCCAGUGCGGAUGUCAGUGCCACUUGUCUCAGCGCAGACUGUCAAACAAGUUGUUCCGAAACCAAUCAAUCCAACUUCCCAAAUAGUCACCACCAGCCAGCCGCAGCAGCGGCUUAUCAUGCCUGCCACCCCACUGCCACAAAUCCAGCCAAACCUCACGAACCUGCCACCAGGCACUGUGCUGGCACCGGCUCCGGGAACAGGGAACGUCGGCUAUGCGGUGCUUCCUGCUCAGUAUGUGACUCAGCUACAGCAGUCUUCCUAUGUGUCUAUAGCGAGCAACUCUAACUUUACCGGAACACCUGGUAUCCAGACCCAGUCAAGGCUUCCAUUCAAUGGCAUAAUGCCAUCAGAGUCUGCCAGUCGGCCCAGAAAGCCUUGUAAUUGUACAAAAUCGCUGUGUUUGAAAUUAUACUGUGAUUGCUUUGCAAAUGGUGAAUUUUGCAACAACUGCAAUUGUACUAAUUGUUAUAAUAACUUGGAACAUGAAAAUGAAAGGCAAAAAGCAAUAAAGGCAUGCCUUGACAGAAAUCCAGAAGCUUUUAAGCCCAAGAUAGGGAAAGGAAAGGAGGGAGAAUCAGAUCGACGUCACAGCAAAGGAUGUAAUUGCAAACGAUCAGGAUGUCUUAAAAACUACUGUGAAUGCUAUGAGGCAAAAAUAAUGUGUUCCUCAAUAUGCAAAUGUAUUGGCUGUAAGAAUUUUGAAGAAAGCCCAGAAAGAAAGACAUUGAUGCACUUGGCAGAUGCAGCCGAAGUAAGGGUACAGCAACAAACAGCAGCAAAGACUAAGUUAUCCUCUCAGAUUUCGGACUUGCUUACUAGGCCAACACCAGCUUUGAAUAGCGGAGGAGGAAAAUUGCCAUUUACGUUUGUCACUAAGGAAGUAGCUGAAGCCACGUGUAAUUGCCUUCUUGCCCAGGCAGAGCAGGCAGACAAGAAGGGGAAAUCAAAGGCAGCAGCUGAACGGAUGAUACUUGAGGAAUUCGGGCGAUGUUUGAUGAGCGUCAUCAACUCUGCAGGAAAAGCAAAAAGUGACCCUUGUGCCAUGAAUUGCUAACUCUUGCACAAAAGACUGAUAAAUCGAACUGUACAGAAAAUUGAAGGUGCAGGGACACUUGAUUUUCUGGAAGAUAGUUUAACAAUUAUUGUAUUGUUAAUUCAGUCUUGUGAGACCUGACAUAAUAUUGAAAGAGGAGAAAUUUUAAACGAGGAAAUUACAUUUUAAAUCUUAGUUAAAUCUGCUUAUGCCCCUUCUAAAUUGAAUUUUUCUUUAUUGUAUUAUAUAGAUUUUUAAUGUGCUUGGGUUUCUUAAGAACUAGAUGUUCUGUCCUUCUGAUUCUAUUGACAAAGAACAUUUACAAAUUACUAUUAUAUAAUUUAUAAUGUAUGGCGUUGUAUGACUUUGUUCCAGUAGAAAAAGCCAAAGAAGCACUGGUAUUACCCAGUCAUUCUUUGGUACUAGAUCUAGAAUAUAAGCAGAUAGAAUGUCUACAUAAACAAAGUCUUAUGAAACAUAUUCAAAUGACAUUUUGUCUUUAGAAAAGCACUAUCUUUUUUAAAAAAACCAACUUUUUAGGGUGGAUUCUGGAAUAUAUCCUGUUGUCACUUUGGGAAUUGUCAGAAGGGGAAGUACUCCGUAGGCACACUUUAAAAAAGUUAUUUUGUUUUUUUAAAAAACAUAUAAAGUGUUAACAGACAGAAAGUAAUUCUCCAAGGACAGACAAUUUGUUUCUGUAAUAAGGAGUGACUAAGAAAUGCUCUGGGGUGUUUCCAUUUUCUUUCAAGGAGGCAGUAUGUAUUUGAAAUAAUAAAUUGUCAGUGAUUAAGGGGUACUAUUAAAAUGAGCGGUGCAUAUGAAUAGAAGUAAACAUUAUGAUUAUGUAGUGACAAAAUAGAACCUUACAUAAUUACCAGUUAACAAAUUUGGCUUGGAUGGAGAAAUAAAGAAUAUUGAAGCUCUAAGAGAUGAAUUUAGAGAAGGAUUUUUCAUCUAUACAGUUCUUUUUAUAGACUUUUGAACUAAGAGGUUUCAAACCAAUCUAUGACUCUUACUUGAUUUACUGAAAGGGGCCUCCUAACAAAGCUUUCAAAAUUGUAGUGGGAUUUCUUUUUAUAAGGGAAGCUUAUUAUGGCAUUAUUUUUAGCCAGUGAUUUGGUUAGCUAAAGGUAUGAGUGUUUUCAUAUAAUUACUAAGAUAACCUAAAUCAUUUUCAGUAAUUCAGAAUUCAAAAGCUUUAUGAAUUUAAGAGCCUGUUACAAUAGGACUCUGGAUUUUAUGAUGCGAAAAAACCAUGUUGGAAUUCAGGCAUUUUGCUAGGUACCUUAAUCCUCAGUAAUUAGUAGUAUAUGAUUAUUACAUUUCCUACAAGGUAUCUAUAGUUGUAUGUAUUAAGUGUGUAUAUAUGUUCAUAUGAACAUGCAAGAUAUAGGCAAUAGAAAUUAAGUAAUCCAAAAAAGAUUCCGUUAUUCAUUAAGCAUUUUCCUUUUAAAAUUUGGAUUUAUAAAAUUAUAGUGCAGUAACUUUAAAUGUAGAUAGUGCAAACAUUCUUAGCACCUCAAUCUAGUAUGUUUAAUUAAAAUUUGUAAAAAUGUAAACUAGUGUAAGAGGAUAAAAUAAUAUCUAAUCAAGUUAUUUUUCAAAAGAUUACAAUACCUUUUUUGUCUAAACCUAAACUUUGUUCAUUCUGUACAUAUUCUGUGUUUAAUUCUAAUUGCACCUUUGUGAUGUGUAUUUAUAUACAGUGUGCAUAAAAUGUUUGUGAAAUUUGGAUUACAGUUGUAGAUUAUGUAUGACGGCAUUGCUUGAGAAUGUUUUGCUUGUAAAAAUUUGAAGGUGCAAUCAAAUGCUACUAGUUUUUCUGAUUUUCAGGAAGCUAUCUAAAGUAUUAAGACUUUUCCUUCCUGUGUAGUACUUACUAAACAACUUUUUGUAUUUAGGCAUUUGCAUCAAAUUGCUGAACAAGAUUAAUAUCCACAUUAAUUCAACAAUUUUAAAAGACUAUUUGGGGAGGGUUGGGUAUAUAAUUUUUUAGCUCUAUUUACAUCCCAAAGUAGAAAGAUUAAAUUUAUAUUUACUAGAGCUAUUCAAAGAAUACACUUUUCUAUAUUGUAAAAACAGGACAGCAAAGUAAAUCAUACAGAAAAUAAACAUUUAUACUAUUCUGUAAAAAAAGGGUUUGCAUUUUUUCUUUAAUAACACCACUUUUAACCAUUUAAGAUGUAAGAAACCUUUUAAAAUAUCUGAUAUUAAGUAAAUUUGACAUGACUUCUGAAAGCACACAACUAAAAAAUAAAUCUAUCAUUUUGCCCAGUUA
Molecule: messenger RNA, 4863 nt
Organism: Balaenoptera acutorostrata (minke whale)
Lineage: Eukaryota; Metazoa; Chordata; Mammalia; Artiodactyla; Balaenopteridae
Gene: LIN54
Product: lin-54 DREAM MuvB core complex component
Exons: 13
Coding region: 360-2606 (748 amino acids)
Biological process (GO): regulation of DNA-templated transcription
Cellular component (GO): nucleus
Source: RefSeq, a predicted model, not a curated record